Rhododendron vialii is the source of this 1541-nucleotide messenger RNA. RefSeq names its product NAC domain-containing protein 2-like. The coding region runs from base 246 to 1151 and encodes 301 amino acids. The transcript is spliced from 3 exons. Gene Ontology annotation, biological process: regulation of DNA-templated transcription. The record is from RefSeq and is a predicted model, not a curated record. NCBI's taxonomy places the organism in Eukaryota, Viridiplantae, Streptophyta, Magnoliopsida, Ericales, Ericaceae. Gene Ontology annotation, molecular function: DNA binding.
CUGCUGGUCCACUCUGUGUCCCUGUCCAGAUCCAUCCUCAGUUCUACAUACGAACCCCAGUAAAUCCACCACGUGGAAAUAGAAUAGUCUUACGGGAAAAAAACGCACGUAUAUAUACACCUCCACCUCAUCCGUUCUUCUUCGUGGUUCAGUGUCCAGAACAAUUCAGAGAGAGAGAGAGAGAGAGAGAGAGAAGAAAAUCGAGAAUUUUGAAGAGACAAGAAGAAGUUUGGUGUACGUUGUGAAUGAUGACGAUGAGGAGUAAGGGGAGUGAGCUGGAGAUGCCUGCGGGGUUCAGGUUUCAUCCGACGGAUGAGGAGCUGGUGAUGCACUACUUGUGCCGGAAGUGUGCGGCGCAGUCGAUUGCAGUCCCGAUUAUUGCUGAGAUUGAUCUCUACAAGUUUGACCCAUGGCAGCUCCCAGGUAUGGCUUUGUAUGGUGAAAAGGAGUGGUACUUUUUCUCGCCGAGAGAUAGGAAGUACCCAAACGGUUCCCGUCCAAACAGGGCGGCAGGAACAGGGUACUGGAAGGCCACCGGAGCUGAUAAGCCGAUAGGGAGGCCAAAGGCGGUCGGAAUCAAGAAGGCGCUGGUUUUCUACGCCGGGAAAGCUCCCAGAGGAGUGAAGACUAAUUGGAUUAUGCACGAAUACCGCCUCGCAAACGUCGAUAGGUCGGCUGGCAAGAAAACCAAUUUGAGGCUUGAUGAUUGGGUGUUAUGUCGCAUAUACAACAAGAAGGGAACAAUUGAAAAGCAUUACACUGCUGCCAGUGCCAAGCCCCAAAAAUAUCCCGAAAUUGAGGACAAGAAGCCCGAAAUUUUACCAGGUUACAGUUCAAUGCUGCCGCCACCGCCAUCGCAACCAACCCACCUGAAUGAUUUGCUUCAUUUCGAGACAUCGGAUUCGAUGCCGCGGCUGCACACGGACUCUAGCGGAUCCGAUCAAGCCGCGUCCCCCGACUUCACGUGGGAGAAGGAGGUCCAGAGCGAGCCCAAAUGGAAUAAUAAUGGCUUGGAAAAUGCCUUCGAUUACCAGUUUGAUUUCAUGGAUGACUUGACAGAUGAUCCUUUUGCACCUCAGUUGCAACAGUUUCCGCAGUACCAGCUCUCCCCAUUGCAGGACAUGUUCAUGUACAUGCAGAAGCCUUUCUAGCCUUGUCUGAUUGAACAUUGAAAAUUGUGAACCCAAACAUGUUUUCUUUAGUUAGUCAGAUAUAAUUAGGUUUGCAUACACCCAAUAGUUGUUCUAUCAGCUGGCACAUGUCGGUGACGUUGUUGUGAGCAGUGAUCGGGUGCAAUUGAUGGUACGAUAAAAAUUGAUUCUUUGUGUUUUAGUCGAUCAAUCGAUCUUGGGGUAGAGCAUAGCUGGGGUUAGCAGUUAGAGGGAUUUGAUUGAUCAGAUGGCACAUAGACUAGAUAUUUCAUGUGUUAAUAUUUGUUGUAAGACAACAUGUAGGCCAUUUUUAUGACUUUGCUUCGAUUCGGAUUGUACCAACUAUUAAUUCUUUCACUAUAUGACAUGAGUGAAAUUGCAUUUUUCAAA